This is a messenger RNA of Caenorhabditis sp. 36 PRJEB53466, 827 nucleotides long. The record is from the annotation of a GenBank genome assembly. Lineage: Eukaryota; Metazoa; Nematoda; Chromadorea; Rhabditida; Rhabditidae.
AUGGACUCCUACAGUAACUACGGAUGGCACUCGCCACUCGGUCCCGGCGAUCAGUAUCCGUUGCCCGUUUCUCCCUGCAAACGAUGCGGACCCGAUAUCGGGAACGAAGUACCGCAGAAGAAAAUGACGAGGGACUCGAUCGAUAGUAUCACGGGGCCGAUGUCGCUGUACAAACCUCCCGCCAAUGAAAACUUUGAAUAUUGGGAGGAACGGAUUGAGGAACGCAAGGAAAUGCAGAAGAAACUGGUUGAGACUAACAAAAUUCUGGGUUAUAGUGGAGUGUACCACACUAGAUUCCAAGUGCAUAAAGCGCUUAAUGGUAGGUCUGGAAAUAAUAUGUACAUUUGAAUCCACCAACUUUCAGAAGAUGUGGGCGUUUUCACAAGAUGGGAACUGAUUUACGCGGAAGCGAAGAAACUGCCGAUGAGCUAUUCAAGACGAGAUUACCUUCUAGACACGUUCGAUUUGAAUGAGCUCUACAUCACGGAAUGGGACAAACUGAUCCAGAGAUACAUUGAACAGCAGGUCAGACUGCAGGAACUGCGCACUAGACGCGACGUCCCAAUACAAAUCACUGAAGAGGAUCUUAUAAGAGAUGACGUGGUCGACACGGUACAACAAGAGCAGGACGUCCGUUUACUCCAAAUGGCUGCGUAUCAUGCGUGUUGCCACAUGGUGAAGAAGUCAAUUGCCGCUGAGCAGGUAAGCAUGGAGAAGAAUGAAGUUCUCAUCUAGAAGUAUCUUUUCAGGAAGUUGCCAAGCAAAGUUCUUCCGAUUCCGAUCCGAUCUUCAAAGCUCCCUUCCCACCAAAACAAAACAAAAAUUGA